UACCAGCAUGGGGAGAGAGAGGAGUCUGCUGGAACAGAUCAUCCCAGCUCUGCUCUUAGCCCAGGCCACAACACCCACCUCAUUGGGGACUGGCAGGGACCCCUCGGUGGUCCAGCCUUAUCUUUGUUAACAGCAGCUAAGAUCUGCCUUAGCAUUCAAACAACACUGCUUCCGAUUUACAUUCUAGCAUCUGCCAGGAGAGCAGAUCGCCCUCACAUCUCUCUCCGUCUCUGGGAGGAUAUCAGCUCCAAUUGCACAGCACUCAGGCCACCGUUUAUCUGUCAUUUCACGUGCCAUGGAACUUUGGACAGGUCUGGAGAAGAGCAACUCUUGCUCGCAGCUUCAAUUCAAUCGCUGACAACUUAAAAGCCUCCAGGGUCACAAGGACCACUUAGAAGGCAAUCGGAGUAAAUAAAUGCCUGCAUCUUCAUGGGAAGGAAAAUAGCUUGGACAGGCAGCUGCACCAGGAUUAUUUCCAGCAGAGUGAUCGCUUCCCCAUCUACCUGCCAGCCACAGCGUUAAUAUACAUUAGGGGCUUUUAGCCUUUGGACUUGAAGACAGCUGUCUGCAGGUAACUGACUCCUAUCUUCACUUCCAUCUGUGGUCCUUGAAGGCUGUUUUCUGCAGGGUGAAAUAACAUACAGCCGAGAGAGAGCAGGGAUUGUUUUUUUAGAGGCUGUAAAUUCGUGGGCACCGGCAAAAAAUCAGAGUGAUGCUGUUAUAGUGACAGGGACCUUUGUGUCUAACGCAGCCCUGUCUGCUCAGCUGCAUGGAAUCUGUCUGCACGUCUGACGACAGCUUCUCACCGCGACAUCUUCACAGUUAAGUGCAUCUAUUAUUAUGCUCUGGGGCUGAAAAAAUCCAUAAUUGCAGAGAGAUGGAGCUGGGUCCAUGCACUUCUGUACCCUGCCACCCUAAGAAUGCCAUGGAUCAUGCCAAUGCCACCUUUGAAGUCCUCGCUGACACCAGUGAUGUCUUGGUCACCUACUCCCUGGGGUGCAUCCUGGCCGUGAUGUGCCUGGUGGGCAUAGUUGGCAACAUCUACACAUUGGUGGUUGUGAACCUCUCCAUGACGUUCACUGGCUCGAUGUACAUUUAUAUCGUCAACCUGGCACUGGCAGAUCUCCUGUACCUGUCGACCAUCCCCUUCGUGGUCUGCACGUAUUUCGUGAAGGACUGGUACUUUGGAGAUGUGGGUUGCAGGGUCCUGUUCAGCCUGGACCUCCUCACCAUGCACGCCAGCAUCUUCAUCCUCACCAUCAUGAGCACCGAAAGGUACCUAGCCGUAGUCAAACCAUUAGACACUAUUGGGAGAUCCAGAGACUACCGGAGGACUGUCACCUGCCUGGUGUGGCUGGUGUCCUUUCUUCUUGCCCUCCCUACUAUGAUCCUCAUAGACCUCAGGACGAGUGACCAGGGCGGGGUGACCAAGCGCAUGUGCCAUCCCACUUGGCAGAUGGAGACCUACAAAGUGUACCUCACCAUCCUUUUUAACACCUGCAUCCUGGCCCCUGGGCUUGUCAUCUGCUACUUAUACAUUAAGUUGGCCAAGACAUACUGGAGAUCUCAGACUGCUGUUUUCACCACCAGGGAAAUGAACCGGUGCCCCAAGCAGAAAGUCCUGUACAUGAUAUUCAGCAUCGUCCUCACCUACUGGGCUUGUUUCAUACCCUUCUGGCUCUGGCAGCUGCUCAGUAUCUACUACAAGCAGCCAGGGAACCUCACCAACACCACCAUGGUCUACAUCAAUUUCAUCGUGACCUGCUUGGCCUACAGCAACAGCUGCAUUAACCCUUUCCUUUACACGUUGCUCUCCAAGAAUUACAAAGAGUAUCUGAGGAGUCGCCAGAAGAAUUGCAUCAACCUCUCCACGUUAAAGCCCAAGAGGCGCUCCUCGAGGAGGUCCAUGUUCUCUGGAAGCCACACCUACAUGGAAUCCAUAGCCAUCGCUCAGAUCACAGGGCUCACUAAUGAGGAUGUCUGCACUCUGUGA
This is a messenger RNA of Chrysemys picta bellii (western painted turtle), 1993 nucleotides long. Its product is annotated as urotensin-2 receptor-like. Gene Ontology annotation, molecular function: urotensin II receptor activity. Gene Ontology annotation, biological process: blood vessel diameter maintenance; neuropeptide signaling pathway; regulation of blood pressure. Gene Ontology annotation, cellular component: plasma membrane. NCBI's taxonomy places the organism in Eukaryota, Metazoa, Chordata, Testudines, Emydidae. The record is from RefSeq and is a predicted model, not a curated record.